Cadophora gregata is the source of this 2514-nucleotide messenger RNA. RefSeq lists its product as uncharacterized. The record is from RefSeq and is a predicted model, not a curated record. Bases 961 to 2394 code for a protein of 477 amino acids. NCBI's taxonomy places the organism in Eukaryota, Fungi, Ascomycota, Leotiomycetes, Helotiales, Ploettnerulaceae. Gene Ontology annotation, molecular function: transmembrane transporter activity. Gene Ontology annotation, biological process: transmembrane transport. The transcript has a single exon.
CAUCAACUUGAGUAUGCAGAGAUCCUCAUCUACCGAACCCGACCAAGCCAGUCACAACAUGCUCGUAGAUUACAGCAUAUCUUCCACAUAUAAACGUAAGCUGACAGUAUUAUCUAAUGCAGCCCUACAUACUCCCAAUCUUGCCUUAUGUUCAAUCUCAAACCCCAAAAUAUGAAUCUAGCACCUGCACUUCCUAAUCCUAGGUACAUGUGGGGCUCUCCAGCACACCUCUUCACCCCCGCAUCCAGCCUCUUCCCGUCCACCAAUACCCUUUCUCCAAUCGCCCUACCCAGGUGCCUCGCUUCCCCAACUUUCAAUCAAAACAAGGGGAAUGGGAAUUCCCGUCCUUGGCCAAUAGUUGGGGUAAAGCAACGCUACGCUCUGCAACGCUGUAGAUGCAUUGAGGCCCGAUGCGACAUCAGGAUAAGGCACAUCCAGGAUGGUAAACAUGCAGCAUCGGACAUGUACCUUGUCCUGGAUAUCAGGGGUUUACCCCACAAAUGAGAGAGAGACAGACAUUGGACUUUCACGUAUAAGAUACAUGAAGGGGGCGAGAUCGACAGAGAUGGAACGCCAGUAAGAAUUCGCAUCUGCAAUUGCAUCUCUCACCUCCGUCCUUCUCUUCAUCAUAUUGAACUUCCAACUCUUCUCUCCACAUCACAUCAACGCAUCUCUCUCUACAGAAGGAAACCGCUCACAAUGGGCACCGGCUUCAUACUCGAAGAUAACCACCUCCCUCGCGUACCAGGGACCAUCAUUCUCGAGGAAGAACAAGCGCACUCUGAGAAUGUGACUGGAAAUCUCAAGCAUGGCACUGGCAAGCAUUCUCAUGUCGUGCUCACGCCCCAGCCUUCAGAUGACCCGAAUGAUCCUCUCAACGUAAGUCGUCAAAUGCAUCGUUGGAGAGAACUACCUCAUUGACUUCAAAAACAGUGGUCCACAGCCCGCAAACUGUCAAUCAUGCUGAUAACCGGCUUCGGCACCAUUCUCUACGGAUCAACAUUUGGUCCUCUCUUGAACGCCUCCCUGAUCGUGAUCUCGGUCGAUCUCAACGUCACCAUAACAGAUAUCACACUUCUCUCCGGCUAUCAAAUCCUUGUCGUUGGCUGCACUGCUCCCUUCGUCUCAGCACUAUCCCGCAAAUUUGGGAAACGAGGACUCUUCGUACUAUCCUCCAUCUCCGCAGUAAUCGGCAACAUCAUCGGCUCCACGUCAAAAGAUUACAACCAAUUGCUCGCCGCACGAAUCAUCCAAGGCCUCAGCGUCAGCACCUACGAAUCCCUCCUACUUGUCGUAAUCGGUGAUCUCUUCUUCGUGCACCAGCGCGGAAUCUACAUGUCCAUCGUCUCCUUCCUCCUCGCCGCAAUAUCCAACCUCGCAUCCGUAGUCUGCGGACCCAUCACCACAAACCUCGGCUGGAAAUACCUGUUCCACAUCUUCGUCGCGAUAUCAGCCGGUCAGACCAUCUUGCAGAUUCUGUUCGUGCCGGAGACGACGUAUAUCCGUUCGAGGAAGUAUGAGAUCGAUGAGUUGGCGACAGGGUAUGAAGAGGGUGAGUUGGAGAAAGGACCGAGUCCGAGGGCGCAGGAGUUGGAGAAUAGUGUUACGAGACAAUCGAUCAUACCGCCGAAGAAGACGUUCUUGCAGAAUAUGAGGCUGUUUAAUGGGACGUACUCGGAUGAGAAUUUCCUGCAGCUCGUCAUUGCGCCGUUUGCGGUGUGUUCGAAUCUCUCAGUGCUGUAUAUCGUUAUCGUGCAGGGCUGGUUCGUGUGUCUGUUUGUGGCCAUCGCUUUUGUCAUUGCGCAAAUCUUUGGACUGCCGCCGUAUCUGCUUACGCCGAGUGGGAUUGGGUACUUGUCCUUGGGGCCGUUUGUUGGUGGUGUGAUUGCACUGCUACUUUUUGGUGCCAUCACCGAUCCGCUCAUCAUGUUCAUGACACGCCGGAACAAAGGCGUCUACGAGCCGGAAUACAGAUUGCUCAUUGGAGUUCUUGGACUCACGAGCGGUGCUGGACUGUUUGGGUACGGCUAUGUCACGCAGAAUGCAGGCAGUCCAUAUGUUGCCGCGACACUUCACGGCAUCGUGCUGUUCGGAGUCAUGGCUGAGCUGGUCUCUACGUCUGCUUACGCUCUGGACGCAUACCGCGAUAUGAGCAAUGAGAUCUUCAUCAUGGGCAUGCUUGUCAAGAACUUCUUGCUAUACGCAUUCACGUACUUCAUCAACGAUUGGCUUGCCCGCUCUGGGCCACAGGAGGUCUUCUUUAUCUUUGGAGGUACAGGAUUUGGUAUCAUGGCUGGAAUGCCCCUCAUGUAUGUUUUUGGGAAGAAGUACAGGAGCUUUUGGCACAGACAUAAUUUGUUAGAGAAGUGGGGAAUCAGGACUCAUGCUGAGUAGGCGACGACGAGCACUUGUUCGCCCUUUCUCUUUCAGUGGUGGACAUCGAAAUGUAAAUACUUGAAUUUCAAAAAUUAUCCAACCUACUUUUGAUAUUGCUGCUUUGCAAGUGCGUAACUU